Messenger RNA from Fragaria vesca subsp. vesca, 786 nucleotides. RefSeq names its product probable LRR receptor-like serine/threonine-protein kinase At3g47570-like. Gene Ontology annotation, biological process: protein phosphorylation. The record is from RefSeq and is a predicted model, not a curated record. The transcript has a single exon. Bases 1 to 786 code for a protein of 261 amino acids. NCBI's taxonomy places the organism in Eukaryota, Viridiplantae, Streptophyta, Magnoliopsida, Rosales, Rosaceae. Gene Ontology annotation, molecular function: ATP binding; protein kinase activity.
AUGGAUCGCUCUUUGGUGUUUCUUCAUCGACUGUCGAAAAAGAAAUCCAAAAUAUGGAGCAAUAUGCUGUCAUUUCUUCGUUUGAGAAGUAAGAAUUAUGCAAUAGACAAAGUAGUAUCUUCUGAUUGGAACUGGGUGGAUCCAUUGCCACUGCCAUAUAGUGUUCUUUCAGAAGCUACUAAUGGCUUUUCUUCCAGAAAUUUGAUCGGCCUUGGUAGUUUUGGGUCCGUUUACAAAGCAGCUCUUGAUGAAGAUUACUUCUUUUCGGCCAAGUAUGUUAGAGUUCAUCUUGUUGCUGUGAAGGUGUUUAAACUGUCACACCGUGGAGCUUUGACGAGUUUCGUAACCGAAUGCAACGUCUUAAGAUAUAUAAGACAUCGAAAUGUGGUCAAGAUUUUAACUGCAUGUUCUAGUGUCGAUUUUUAUGGUAAGAACUUCAAAGCUCUGGUGUAUCAGUACAUGGAGAAGGGGAGCUUAGAGGAAUGGUUGCAUCCAACUUCUGGAACACAACAGGCUAAUAAGUAUUUAAAUCUCUAUCAGAGGCUCAGCAUAGCAAUUGAUGUCGCUUGUGCGCUAGAUUAUCUUCAUAAUCACGUCGAAAGUCCAAUAGUUCAUUGUGAUAUCAAGCCAAGCAAUGUUCUUCUAGACAAGGAGUUUACUGCACAUAUAUCUGACUUUGGACUAGCAAGGUUUCUCUCAAGAACGGAAAAUGAUUCUGCAAUCGGCUUAAGAGGAACUGUUGGUUAUGCCGCACCAGGUAGCAUAUAUGUUCUUCACUGUUGCUGA